UUGAAACGAAAUAUUGAUAGCACAACAAACAGAAACCAACAAAAAGGAGGCGAAACCAACAAAAAGGAGAGAGUUUCAAAAUCUGGCUAUCACAUGGUUUUCAACAAAGAUAGUCCUUAUCCCUAUUUCUAUAAACCAAUUACAUACCAUUCUUCGGACAAGAACAGACAGAAGAUGUCCUACAGCGUGAAUUUCAGUGACGGAUACCGUCCAGUAAACAGCACCAAGACCAAGCGUAUACUGUUUUAUAAACCCCCCGGUUGGUAUAGAAACUCCCAGGACCAUUGUCGACGAGGCUUAAAAAAAUGUCCACAGAAAAACUGUGAAUGUCUACUGGGUCCAAGUCACAUCGAUAAAGCAGAUGUUGUGAUCUUCGAUCUUACUGAACUGAACUUAAAGAAACCUCCUGUUAGAAAACCCAACCAAGUAUGGGCUAUGUUUGGAAUAGAGUGUCCGUUUUACUACUCAAGUCACUUGUACAAGACAGAGGCAUGGCGCGGUGUAUUUAACUGGACUAUGACGUAUCGCCUUGACUCUGAUAUCAUCUACCCCUACGGCGUCUUUUAUCAUCGGCAGCCACCACUUAAAGCUGAUUUCUCCAAAAUUGCUCUGAAUAAAACUAAGUCGGUUUUGUGGUUUGUCAGUAACUGCAACACUCCCUCAAAACGACAACAGUAUGUAAAAGAACUACGUAAGCAUAAUAUAUCAGUUGACAUGUAUGGAAAUUGUGGUCCAUUGAAAUGUAGAGGCCCACAUUGUGAUGGUAUGUACAACGAAUAUAGGUUUUAUUUAUCCUUUGAAAAUUCCCCUUGCUUUGACUAUUUCACAGAGAAGCUGUUUAAAGUAUAUUCUCACCAUAUUGUUCCAGUCGUUCGGGGAGGUGCUGAUUAUAGUCUUUUAAUACCACCAGGAACGUAUAUCAACGCAGCGGACUUUUCAAGUCCACAAGAGCUGGCGAAGCAUCUUAAAUACCUGGAACAAAAUGUUACAGCUUAUGCUGAGAUACUAGAAAGAAAAUCCAGAUAUAUACAAACUCGUGAGGAUCAACUUGAAUCGGCGUACUGUGAUUUUUGUGUCAAAAUUCAAAAUUUGGAUCUAUUUCAUCAGCAAUACUAUGACAUCGGUAAAUGGCUGACACAAGAAACAUGCCAUGUUUAGUUCCUUGGUUUUCUGAUAUAGGACAGAUUUCUACCACCACCCCAAGAAUGUUAUAGAACCGUUUGUCGAAAUCGCAAACACCAAAUGAUUGUUCUGUACAGUUGUCAAAGCUGUAACCAUUUCAUUUCGUUGGUUGAUUCUUCUACUUUAAUCAUUGCUUUCCACGUUUAUUUGCUGCAAAUUUCUUUCGAAUGCUCAAAGUGCUAUUCAUGACUGUAUAAAGUUGGGUAAAAGUAACUCUCGUUCCUCGUUUGUCUUAUUGCCGUUCCACCUCUCGCCACAACCAGAAGUCCGUCUGAAAGGGAGGUUCCUGGAGAGAGAGCGAGAAAGAGAGAGAGAGAGAGAGAGAGAGAGAGAGAGAGAGAG
Molecule: messenger RNA, 1524 nt
Organism: Haliotis rubra (blacklip abalone)
Lineage: Eukaryota; Metazoa; Mollusca; Gastropoda; Lepetellida; Haliotidae
Product: alpha-(1,3)-fucosyltransferase C-like
Exons: 1
Coding region: 94-1158 (354 amino acids)
Cellular component (GO): membrane
Molecular function (GO): alpha-(1->3)-fucosyltransferase activity
Source: RefSeq, a predicted model, not a curated record